Molecule: messenger RNA, 1525 nt
Organism: Topomyia yanbarensis
Lineage: Eukaryota; Metazoa; Arthropoda; Insecta; Diptera; Culicidae
Gene: Gbeta5
Product: guanine nucleotide-binding protein subunit beta-5
Exons: 5
Coding region: 123-1181 (352 amino acids)
Biological process (GO): G protein-coupled dopamine receptor signaling pathway; G protein-coupled receptor signaling pathway
Cellular component (GO): heterotrimeric G-protein complex; cytoplasm
Molecular function (GO): protein binding; signaling receptor complex adaptor activity
Source: RefSeq, a predicted model, not a curated record
AAGGUGGGAAUGUCAAAAUGUGAAAAUUUUUCUCGAUAUUCGAUCGUUCGGGGCUUGUCUGAAAAAUUGCAUUUUAUUACGAAUUUUUAAAGGAAAAUCUGUAAAAAUAAUUGUGGAAAAACAUGACUGAAGUUAUUACCAACAAUACUAUCGAUAAGGUAGCUACGUUAGUGAAGGAAGCGGAAUCGUUGAAGGCUAAACUGGAGGAAGAACGACAAAAGUUGAAUGACAUUACUUUGUCUUCUGUUGCUGAAAGGCUUGAAAUGAUCACGUAUCUUAACAUAAAACCACGUCGUGUUCUGAAAGGUCACCAGGCCAAAGUUCUCUGCUCUGAUUGGUCUCCCGAUAAGAGACAUAUUGUAUCAUCUUCGCAGGAUGGUAAGCUCAUCAUAUGGGACGCGUUUACAAACUACAAGGAGCACGCCGUCACAAUGCCCACAACCUGGGUAAUGGGAUGCUCAUAUGCUCCUUCCGGCAAUCUGGUGGCUUGCGGCGGUCUGGAUAAUAAAGUGACCGUUUAUCCCAUCACAAUGGAGGAAGACAUUUCCUCACGGAAGAAAACAGUUGGAACACAUACAAGUUACAUGUCAUGUUGCAUUUUCCCAAACUCAGAUCAGCAAAUUUUAACCGGAAGUGGUGACUCUACCUGUGCUCUGUGGGAUGUAGAAUCUGGUCAGUUGCUCCAAAGCUUCCACGGACACACUGGCGACGUGAUGUCGAUAGAUUUGGCUCCGAAUGAAACCGGUAACACUUUUGUUUCCGGAAGUUGCGACAAAAUGGCGUUUAUUUGGGAUAUGCGAUCGGGGCAUGUCGUCCAGUCAUUUGAGGGGCAUCAAUCUGACGUAAACAGUGUAAAGUUUCAUCCCAGCGGUGAUGCCAUCAGUACUGGUUCAGAUGACAGCACUUGCCGUUUAUUCGACAUGCGUGCAGACAAGGAGGUUGCCGUGUUUAGCAAGGACAGCAUUAUUUUUGGUGUAAAUUCUGUAGAUUUUUCCAUCAGCGGACGACUUUUGUUUGCUGGAUACAAUGACUAUACGGUUAACGUUUGGGAUACCCUAAAAGCGCAACGUGUUUGUCUGCUUUAUGGACACGAAAACAAAGUGUCAUGCUUGCAAGUGUCCCCGGAUGGCACUGCUUUGUCUACUGGAAGCUGGGAUUUCACUUUAAGAAUAUGGGCAUAAAUAAUCAUGUCAACGUUUAGAUUGAACUGCAUAACCAAAGUAAAUCAUAUGAAAAGUCUAUAUAAGAUAUAUAAACUAGUCGGCGAAUUCAAUGUUAGAUGUCUUUAAAUAAACCGUAAUAGCUUCAAAGACGUUCAACAGAAGAAAUUACAUAGUAGUGUUAAUGAUCGUAUUGUAAACAUCUCCCCAGUUGUUACUAAACUGGUUAGUAAUAUUAUAUUUUAUAUUUUAUAAUCCAUUUAUUUGUUGUUAAUUCAUUGUUAUGUAGUAAAACAUGUUCACGUAUAUUUAUAUCAUUUAUUUUUACAAAAGUUAUCAGUAUUUAUUGGUGCCAUAUUUAUUUG